Ogataea haglerorum is the source of this 3726-nucleotide messenger RNA. RefSeq lists its product as uncharacterized. The coding region runs from base 1 to 3726 and encodes 1241 amino acids. The transcript has a single exon. The record is from RefSeq and is a predicted model, not a curated record. Gene Ontology annotation, cellular component: TORC2 complex. Gene Ontology annotation, biological process: TORC2 signaling. NCBI's taxonomy places the organism in Eukaryota, Fungi, Ascomycota, Pichiomycetes, Pichiales, Pichiaceae.
AUGUCGGAGACAGCUCACGAUGCAAAGUCCCGGCUGUCUUUGAAUCCUCGCAAAGUAUACGAAUCGAUUCCUGAGGAUAUAUCAGAAGCUGCAGUUCUCCCUCGCAUGGACUCAAUCGGGAGUCUAUCGAAGUCCCUGGGCCACUAUCCGUCCUUUGUUAGCAUGGAUCGGAAGGACAGUCAACGAAAGAAAUUGACGAUCCCUGAAUUCGAAAGCACGCGAAAUAGAGGGCACUCGAAUGCGGCUAUCCACAGCGUGGACUCUGCCACUUCGCUAUCGAGCAUUUCCAUUAAAGAGGCAGACGAUAGCACCUUUGCCGACCAGACGCAAACAUCCAGGUUUACAGGCGACAAAGUGAGCCCGACGUGGGCUCUUUCCGAUAUUCUACAGAUUUUGAGCGACAAGAAGACCUCAAGUGAGGAAAUUGUGGACAAGACGAACGAUAUGGUGGAUUUGCUGGAGGAAAACGAAUCACUAAGGAACGAUCUGGUGUUCUCUUCCGUCAUCCACGUCGUUCAGAGAUUGAUGCUUCAGCGCAACGAGAUGGUUAUUGCGUGCGGAUACAGGAUCUUGUGGUACGUUGUGACCGAUCUACAGGCAUUACUGCUAUUUUUCAAGUACGACUUAUACGUCUUUGUUAUUGCCAGUUUGAGCAAAAAUCCCAAACACACGACAGAACGGAGAGAAUGCAUGCGUCUUGUUCGACGUUUGGUAAGCAUUGAAGGUGGUCCGAACCAGUUUCCGGUCGCGCUGGUCCGCUCGCUGAUUAAUAUAGUAGAGGAUGUUACUGAUCCAUUGAGAACCAUCGCAUUUGAGACACUAGUGGAGAUUGCUCUUUUGGAUCCAGAAAGAGCGUACAAAGCCAACGCAUUGGGUGUGUUAUUGCAGUACAUUGUGGACGGGCCUGCCGUUUCAAGAGGUGUAUUUUGCGCCGCGAUACUGAAACUUCUCGAUCUGCCCAACACCAGACCCUACAUCAUGGAAUCGCAUCUUGUCCAGUUGCUCAUCUCGCCUUUCAUGGAUAUUUCGCAUAUCAAAACAGAAAAUUUGCAAGUUAUCGCGCAUCUGAUCGUGUUCAUGCUGAAAAACUGGUCUGGACUCAUAGCUUUCAGCCAGCACGAUUUCCUCCCUAUCCGUGAGCUGAUCAAUUGUCUUACUUUCAGCUCAGUUUCAAUAAAGAGUAUAUUGCUGCAAAUUUUCAGCGACCUGUUUCGGAUAAAACCGAUGUCACUGGGUGACACCAAUGACGAGAAUGGCCCGAUGAUUGUGCCUCUGAUAAAUCCUGAACGCCAACUCUCAUCAGCAAAGUCCAACACUAACGCACGGAGCUCGCCAGAAACAGAAACUUCGUUGGUCAACCACUACACCAUGCUGGUGCUACAUAUAUGCAUUCGUUGUGGUCUCGUGGACAAGCUGAAAAAGCUUUUCGAAGAAGUCACUGACAAGAAGUUGAAUAAGCGCAUAAUGAUCCUGCUGUCAGAAAUAUCGUACAUGCAGUCGUUUCUGGUCCCAGACCAGCUGAUAAAGUCAAUAGCUCCGUCGUUUGAGCUCAACAAACAGAUCGAGAAGUACCUUCGAAACCACCACACUUCCAACCUCAUUCUUGCAGAUCACGUCCACGUGAGGAUCUCGGAACAGGUCUUCAAAGAAUUGCGACUCAAAAUGCUGUGCGGUGUGGACGCGACACACCUAAAAAAUCUAGUUUCGGAGACUCAUGUCUUGGCUACAAAAGACUACUACAAAUGGAAUUGGAGCUUGAUCACUGAGCUAAUGCAAGGCCCCUUACGCGACACGCGCAACUUUGAGGAAAUUGUGCGAACUACCAAGUUUUACAAGAGGUUGAUGUCGUUUUACCGUCCGUUCAAGUACCGUUUUGCGUCGCUUCGCAAAACAAAGUCCAAUCUGGUGUUCGUGAAAGUUGGCUGCGAAAUUUUCAAGAACCUGCUUUCCAACGCCGAGGGAGUCAAGUACCUGACGGAGAAUAAGGUUCUACCCCAGAUAGCAGAGUGUCUCGCACAGGUAGAUCCGUACAGUGGAAUCACGGCAGGAGACCCGCUUUUCUCGAAAGCCAAGCUGGAGACAACGCUCAGUUACGGCUACUUUUCGUUUCUGGGAGUUCUUUCAGCAGAUCCGAACGGGCUGCGGAUGCUGGAGCAAUGGUGGUUUUUCGACAUGCUGUACCAUAUAACGGACCAGAAAGCACGCCGACCAGAUCUGGUGAAGAUCAUUAUAAGGGAAAUGAAAUACAACUCUAACAGCCAUAUGCGGAUCAUCCUCAGCAAGGUGGCAAAUACGUCGAGUCCUUCGAUGCGUUUAUUUUCCGUCCGACUGCUGGGGAGUUUGUUGGAGAAUGAGGAGAGCGAAAGUUUUGCGUGUCGUGUGCUGGUUGGCCAGCUAUGUGAUCCGGACGAGAAUAUCAGACAGGUUUCUGUGGAGUUGCUAACUUCUUUCGCCAAAGACGAGGAAAAAGUGCUGGAGAUCAUCAAGUACCGGCCGUCGAUCGGUGUUUUGGAAACGCCGAGUGGCAUCAACUUGAUGCUAAAGAUUCUGGCUACGCGGCCCGGGUUCGAGUAUUUGCAGGAGUACGACUUUGUCAACGAGGAGAUGGAGGCCUGGAUCCAGUCCAAGAACAGGCACUACGUGCAGCACAUAGAGUCGUAUCUGGCACAGAAGUUUUUCAACGAGAAGGCCCCCAGCGAGCUGCCGUACCACUUUUUCGGCGGGUUGGUGAGGACAAGUGACGGACUGCGGUUGUUUGAGGUCACUGGAACUUUCGAGUCGUUCUCGCGCGUGGUCAACUCGUAUGCGAAUCUAAUCGAGACAGGUCAGGAGUCGGAGUUCUAUUACAAUACGCCGUGCAGUGAGCAAGAGGAUUACGUGACCGACCUGAAGUCUGUGCUGUGGGCAAUCGGCCACAUAGGAUCGUCGGACCACGGGGUGCGUCUUUUAGAUAUGACGGGCGUCGUGAACGAGAUUGUCUCGAUUUGUGUCAAAUCGCUGAACGCGUCGGUCCGAGGUACAUGUUUUUUCGUUCUGGGCCUGAUUGCCCAAACAGACCUCGGCUCCGAGAUGCUGGAUGACGUGGGGUGGUUCACAAAAACUGCCUCGAACGGUUAUCUGGGGUUGUGUCUGCCGAAAAAGCUCGAGAGCUUGGUGGACCUGGACCCGCACGAGGACGUCCUUGCAGACCUGAGCAGAAUCCCAAGCUCGACAACAAUGCAAGAGUUCGACAGGAUCAUGGACCAGGACUACCUGCCAUUCCAUGGUAGAGAGAAGCUAUUAAAAAGAACCGACUCGCCCAGUGGGGUUGGCGGUGCAACGGGACCCGGCCCCUCCUCCCACUCCGCAAACCUCACCAAAGAAUACCAGGCCCUCAAGCAAAUAUACAGAAAUCUGCUACUUCUUCCCGUCAACCAGGGAAAAGCUGUGGGGAACCUAAAUCGGUUGAAGUCCGGUCACCCAAAAUUAUUCGAGUCGGAGCCGGUGGUGAUGAAAUUGAUUAUUGAGGUGCUGGAGAAUUACCGGAUUAAGUUCCAUGUGAAGAGAUUCCUUCUGGGCGAACUUAUUGAUCUCAACAGUCUUAUGGAGGCACUACUGAAGCACAACAGACGAAAGCUCAAGGAACAAGGGUCUCUUUCAGGUGGGGUAAGUGGUGAGAGCACCAAAUCUGCGCAAAACAUGUCCAUAGCAAGGGGGUCUACUAAUCGGCAUUCUGUGCUGUACUGA